Molecule: messenger RNA, 3270 nt
Organism: Cuculus canorus (common cuckoo)
Lineage: Eukaryota; Metazoa; Chordata; Aves; Cuculiformes; Cuculidae
Gene: PHF13
Product: PHD finger protein 13
Exons: 4
Coding region: 108-1028 (306 amino acids)
Biological process (GO): mitotic chromosome condensation
Molecular function (GO): chromatin binding
Source: RefSeq, a predicted model, not a curated record
CCUGCGCGCGCGGCCGCCCCCUCGCCGCCUCCCGCCGGUACCGAGCGUUCGCGGUUGUCGGCGCUGCCCGGUCCUCACCGGCCCCGUCCCGCCUCCCCGUUCGAGACAUGGACUCCGACUCCUGCGCUUCCCCGUUCGCCCCGGAGGAUUUCUCCCCCGCCUCCCGGCGGCACCGCACCGUGGAAGACUUCAACAAGUUCUGCACCUUCGUCCUGGCCUACGCCGGCUACAUCCCCUACCCGCAGGAGGAAACGCCACUGAGGAACAGCCCCAGCCCUCCCAACAGCACCGGAGGCACGAUCGACAGCGAUAGCUGGGAUCCCCGCUUCAAUGACGUCUCCUCCUCUGUCUCCCUGCCUGUCAAGAACAGAAAGAACUUCAGUCAGCUGAAGCGAGCGAAACCGUACGGAUCCCUGUUUCAGCGGGCAAAGCCCGGCAACUUCCUGCCGGAGCGAAAGCAAAUUGACAAGAUCAGGAAGAAGAAAAAGCUGAAGAGGAGAGAAACAGAGGUGUCUGCAGAGGAGGACUAUGAGGAGAAGCUGCUGAAGCUGGAGGCAGAGGACUCUUACGUGGAGACGCCGAUGAGCCCCUCGUCGGAGGGCGAUCCUCAGUCCGCGACCGAGCACUGCUCGGUGUGGGACUCCGACACGCCUUCCAGCGUCUCCUUCCCUGCCGUGACGGCUGAGCAGACGGUGGAGAUCCAGAGCGUGGGCAAGCGGACGGUUAUUCGGCAGGGCAAGCAGGUGGUCUUUCGGGAUGAGGACGGCACCGGCGAUGAUGAGGACAUCAUGGUGGAUUCCGAUGAUGAUUCCUGGGACCUAGUCACCUGCUUCUGCAUGAAGCCUUUCGCCGGGCGGCCGAUGAUCGAGUGUAAUGAGUGCCACACCUGGAUCCACCUCUCCUGCGCCAAAAUCCGCAAGUCGAACGUCCCAGAGGUCUACAUAUGUCAGAAGUGCCGGGACUCCAAGUUUGACAUUCGCCGUUCAAACCGCUCCCGGACGGGCUCACGCAGGCGUUUUCUGGACUAGGAAGGCAGGCGGGUGCGCUGCGCGGGCGGGCGAGCAAGCCCCGGCCGGGAGCCGGGAGGGCUCCUCCGAACUGCUGCUGCUCAUGCCGAAGGGCUGCCCGGCCGGCUGCGCCAACGGGGACGAGGAAUCGCCGAGGCGUGGGCAGCGGGGCUGGCAGAGGCCGACUGCUCAGAACUGCUGCUGGAUACCGGUCGGCUCAAGGGACAGACCACGCGCUCUGGGUUUGGUGGGAAUUUGUCUGGUUACAACUAUGAGUUGGGUGAUGUCUGGGGGGAUGUAUAAUACCUUUGCCACGUAUGUUUUCUCAUCCCAUCAGGAAACUGCAAACCUUCUCUGUGCUAGGAGACUCCUCCUCUUCCAAAGAGGGAGGAGAAGGAGGAGGGAAUCUGUGUGAAGAGUCUGAAAAGUAAAUGGCUACGUGUUUUACUUUUAAUGUAAUAUUAUACCUGCCCAUUUGUCCGUAUAUAUCAAUCUUAGAUACUCUAAGGCUCCGUAGGAGGGAGCGUCAAUGUAUACUGACCUCUGCACCAUCUGCCUCCUCCUCAGUGGGCCCUGGGCAGCAGAGGAGUUCUAUGAUUUGGCAUCGUCCAAGUGAAAAUGGGACUUCUUCCUGCGCCGAGGGACCGGCGCGUUUAAAGGAAGAGAGCAGCCCUUUUCUGAACAGGCAGCACUGGGGAUUAGCGACAUCGGAUUCCUUCCUCGAAGGUCUCAUCUUACGGUGAUUUUUCCUGACGUUGUUUUGCAUGAUCGGCUCAGAUGUGUGUUUGGGGGGGAUGCCGUUUGCUCUGUUUCCUGGCCCUUUGUUAAACUCUAAGGUGCUGUUUUAAGAGGACAAUGACUUUCCCUUUCCUCAGCCCAGAAUUCAAACACUGACUGUAAAAGGGGCCAUAGUAAACUUAGAACCUGGCAGGUCUGGUUUGGGAUUUGAUCAUUUCCAUUUGAGUGCUACAGCUGAGUUGACUUUUGUUUUCUCUGUUUGUUUUUUGAGACUGGAUUUGUAAUGAAAGAAAAAAAAGAAAUCUUUAACCUAUUGGUUGCAAAUUGUAAAGAUAAAAGCAAAUGCAGGCUAUGCAGCUAGGAAGAUGAAGUGCAAUGAAGAUCCAUCUGGUGCGGGGGAGGACAGGAGAGUGCGGAGGCCCCUACCGACACCGCGGUCCCUCCACACGGGACUUCCUGGGGCCUCAGCCCGAGGGAAAUCCCUCCAGAGACGUGACAGGGAGUCGAGGCUCGUAUGCAAAAGCCACCGAGAUGGCAGCGUUGUUCCUUGAUGACCAGAGGGAGCUGUAUGUAUCGCACUAAUUCGGUUUGCAUUUCAAGGCAUUUCUCCAACGUUCUGCCUGAUGAACAAUGCGUGCUCAGUCUGGUGGGACCAUGAGGUGAGGGCUGUCACUGGCUGGUGCCACGGCCACACUAGUCCCGCAGAUACAGCGCAGUGGACCUCCGCCUCGUCAGGAGAUGCAUCCCAGUGCUGCCCAUGGGUCUCUCAUGGUUGGGUACGCUCCUCCGGAUGUCCGACAUGGGGCUGCCAGAGCUCCAGGUGCAGCCCAGCACUGCAGCGCCCUGGGGCUCUGCUGCAUGGACGCAGGGGAUGUGCUGGGUCGGGAUGACAGAGCUGUGCAACGUGCAGCGGUUCUUCAGUCCUGCAUCUUUAUAGAAAUCCCGUUCCACCAGCUGCAACAACUGACUCUGGGUUCUGAAAACCAGCUCCAGCUUCUGCAAAACCUUAAGACCAUGAUGGUAUGCUGCCUUCCAGAAGCUAUGAGGAACCACCAAGGAGUUUGCCAAAGACUUGCCCCCGACGGCUGCCUGACUGUUCUUUGCAGCCAGAAUAACCAAAGUUCUCAAAUGCUGCCAUUUCACUCUGCCAACAGAACGGCUGUGGAAGAUCCCAGUCACAAGCUGCGUAAGGGUUGGACCUGCUCCGAAAUUUGGUAUUUCUGUGUUUACAGCGUGUCUGCAAUUCAGCUGAGUCUCUGCGGAUUGCGUUCCCGAAGCUUUUAUGGGAGAAACGGUGAACUGCCAAGCGAGCUGCCUGCAUCGCAGGGGCUCAGUACUCAUCGAUGUGACUGACUCCUGUUCUGUUACCUAUUCAGAUCUGUCUGACAAGGCCAGCACGUUACAGUAUCAGCAGAGAGACAAAAAGAAGUAACAUCUCCAUUCUUUUAGUUUGUUACUUUCAGCCAUGUAUAAUUAUAGUUUAAUUCAGAAUUUUAUUUUUUCAUUAAAACUGUUUUAAUGAACC